Molecule: messenger RNA, 1743 nt
Organism: Budorcas taxicolor (takin)
Lineage: Eukaryota; Metazoa; Chordata; Mammalia; Artiodactyla; Bovidae
Gene: NTN3
Product: netrin 3
Exons: 6
Coding region: 1-1743 (580 amino acids)
Molecular function (GO): protein binding
Source: RefSeq, a predicted model, not a curated record
AUGCCCGGCUGGCCCUGGGGGCUGCUGCUGACCGCGGGCACGCUCUCGGCCGCGCUGAGCCCGGGGCCGCCGGCGCCCGCCGACCCCUGCCACGACGACGGGGGCGCGCCCCGCGGCUGCGUGCCGGGCCUGGUGAACGCGGCCUUGGGCCGCGAGGUGCUGGCCUCCAGCACGUGCGGGCGGCCGGCUACGCGGGCCUGCGACGCUUCGGACCCGCGGCGGGCGCACCCCGCCGCCCUCCUGACCUCCACAGGCGGCACCGCCAACCCGGUGUGCUGGCGCUCGGACUCCCUGACUCAGGUGCCCCACAACGUGACCCUCACAGUGCCCCUGGGCAAGGCUUUUGAGCUGAUGUUCGUGAGCCUGCGCUUCUGCUCGGCGCCCCCCACUUCCCUGGCUCUGCUCAAGUCGCAGGACCACGGCCGCAGCUGGACCCCACUCGGCUUCUUCUCCUCCCACUGUGGCCUGGACUACGGCCGCCUGCCUGCGCCUGCUGAUGGCCCAGCUGGCCCGGGGCCCGAAGCCCUAUGCUUCCCCGAGCCCCAGGCCCAGCCUGACGGUGGUGGCCUGCUGGCCUUCAGUGUGCAGGACGGCAGCCCGCCAGGCCUGGAUCUGGACAGCAGCCCGGUGCUUCAAGACUGGGUGACCGCCACGGACAUUCAAGUAGUGCUCACAAGGCCUGCCGUGCUGGGAGACACCAGGGGCGCCACGGCCACAGCCCCUUACUCUUACUCAGCCACUGAGCUCCAGGUGGGCGGGCGCUGCAAGUGCAAUGGGCAUGCGUCCAGGUGCCUGCUGGACCCCCAAGGCCACCUGACCUGCGACUGCCGGCACGGCACUGAGGGCCCGGACUGCAGCCGCUGCAAGCCCUUCUACUGCGACAGGCCGUGGCAGCGGGCCACUGCCCGAGAAGCCCACGCCUGCCUUGCUUGCUCCUGCAAUGGCCAUGCCCGCCGCUGCCGCUUCAACAUGGAGCUGUACCGACUGUCUGGCCGCCGCAGCGGCGGUGUCUGCCUCAACUGCCGGCACAAUACCGCUGGCCGGCAUUGUCACUACUGCCGGGAGGGCUUCUACCGAGACCCCGGCCGUGCCCUGAGUGACCGCCGCGCCUGUAGGGCCUGUGACUGUCACCCUGUUGGUGCUGCUGGCAAAACCUGCAACCAGACCACCGGCCAGUGUCCCUGCAAGGAUGGCGUCACUGGCCUCACCUGCAACCGCUGUGCCCCUGGCUUCCAGCAGAGCCGCUCUCCGGUGGCACCCUGUGUUAAGACCCCUGUCCCUGGACCCACUGAGGAGAGCAGUCCUGUGGAGCCCCAGGACUGCGACUUGCACUGCAAACCUGCCCGUGGCAGCUACCGCAUCAGCCUGAAGAAGUUCUGCAGGAAGGACUACGCGGUGCAGGUGGCGGUGGGCGCGCGCGGCGAGGCGCGUGGCUCCUGGACGCGCUUCCCGGUGGCCGUGCUCGCGGUGUUCCGGAGCGGCGAGGAGCGCGCCCGGCGCGGGAGCAGCGCGUUGUGGGUGCCGGCGCGGGACGCCGCCUGCGGCUGCCCCCGCCUACUGCCGGGCCGCCGCUACCUGCUGCUGGGGGGCGGGCCGGGGGCCGCGGUCGGGGGCCCCGGGGGCCGGGGGCCGGGGCUCAGCGCCGCCCGCGGGAGCCUCGUGUUGCCCUGGCGGGAUGCGUGGACGAGACGCCUUCGGAGGCUGCAGCGGCGCGAGCGGCGGGGGCGCUGUGGGGCUGCCUGA